Messenger RNA from Diaporthe batatas, 16056 nucleotides. RefSeq lists its product as uncharacterized. The record is from RefSeq and is a predicted model, not a curated record. The transcript has 6 exons. Gene Ontology annotation, molecular function: catalytic activity; phosphopantetheine binding. Gene Ontology annotation, cellular component: cytoplasm. NCBI's taxonomy places the organism in Eukaryota, Fungi, Ascomycota, Sordariomycetes, Diaporthales, Diaporthaceae. The coding region runs from base 1 to 16056 and encodes 5351 amino acids. Gene Ontology annotation, biological process: amino acid activation for nonribosomal peptide biosynthetic process; secondary metabolite biosynthetic process.
AUGGAGAACUACGAGAACAUUGCAGCUCAAGCAGCACAGGCUUGCGCGAUAUCUGUCGACGACAUUGAGUAUGUCCACCGUGUCAGCCCGAUACAGGAAGGCUUAUGGGCAGCCAGCACGCCGGAACAUGCCGCAUAUACCUACGAACUCGUGAUCGAGGGCAAAGCUGAUGCAGGAAAUAAGUUCAAGGCUGCAUGGCAGGAUCUGGUGGAUGUUACACCGAUGCUCCGGAGCUGUAUGUUGGUAUUGGGACCGUCGUGUCAUCUAUUCCAAGUUGUGUUGCGUGCAACCAGUCCAUGUGCAGGUCGCAUCUACUCACCAGACGACAGCCCUAUGCACCUGGGGCAACUUGACCACACUGGACUUGCACAACUAUAUUUUUCAAACUCGUCAUCCUCUGCUGAGGAACACACCUUCCAGGCAGUCCUCAAAAUCCACCAUGCUUUAUUCGACGGCUGGGCCAUGCGCCUAGUCCUGGACAAGCUUCGGAAGGCCUACCGCGGCGAGGCCUUGGCCGGUCCGCCCAAGUUUCAGCAGUUCAUCGACUACAUCUACGCUCUGAACAGGGACAGCGAAAAGACCGGAGCCGCAUCUGAUUUCUGGCGAUCCAGAAUGGCCGACUGCAGGGCGGCAGACAUUGUGGACCGCAUCCCCGGCCUGAACGCAAUGACAGACUCCACUACGACUUUCGGAAGCCCACAAACAUUCCAGAGCACCACGGGGUCUUUCACCCUCUCCGUAAUGGCCUACGCCGCCUGGGGCAUUCUGGCCGGCGCAUAUGCCGCAACAGACAACGUCCUCUUCGCGACGAUGCUCUCGGGUCGCGACGUCCCGGUCGAAGGCGCGCUCGACAUGGCAGGGCCGACUAUGGCGGCAGUGCCGUUCCACAUCCGCGCCGGGCGCGACCAGUCGGUCGCCGCCGUCCUGGAUCAGAUCAAGGGUGAUUUGCACAUUGCUGUUGCGAACCAGCACGUGGGGUUGGCCAGGAUCUGCCGUGACUACGGGGGAUUCCCGAGCUCGCAGUUGCAGACGAUGCUUCUCUGCCAGCCGGCGCAUCUCGAUGUUGUGGGACUACAGUCAGACGCCGGCUUAGGCAGCCCUGAUUGGAAGGUGACUGGGCAUGGAGGUGAAGCGCACCCAUAUGCUCUGGUGGUCGAGUGUUGGCUUCCUCGUGAUUGUGGCCCAUUGCGACUGACAGCCUACCACGAUUCGAGGCUCCUCAGCUCGUCCCAGGCAGAAAUGCUGCUAAGGCAGUUGUCCGAACUUACUUACAAAAUCCAAAGCUGCGUGGAUGAGCCCGCCGGGUCUCGGUCUCUCGUGGGAGACAUCUGCCUCUCCAGCUCAGGCGAUGUGCAAGCGUUGGCGCGGUUCAACGCGGAGCGCCCACCACCUGUUGACCGUUGCAUCCACGACCUAUUUAUGGAAACUACGAAAGUUCACUCGAACUCUAUCGCUGUAGAUGCUUGGGACGAGAAAUUCAGCUACAGCCGCCUCGACGAGCUGUCAGACAGGCUGGCGCAGAGCCUGACACGCCUUGGAGUUGGACCCGAGAAAACAGUGCUUGUGUUCUUUCCCAAAUCGGCAUGGGUUGUUGUCGCCAUGCUGGCAAUACUCAAAGCCGGGGGGGCCUUCGUGCCCGUAGAUCCCGCUCAACCGGAUGGUCGCAUCAAGGAUAUGGCACGCAUAUCAACGUGCCAGAUCGCUAUUUCACACCCAUCUCUCACGGCUCGCCUCGAAAAGGUGAUUGGAUCGCAGUGUAUUAUGCUGGAAAUAAGCCACGCGGCCCUCGCAGCCGUCGAGCCCCCACCGGCGUUGCUCACAUCAAGCCACAUUGCCGCCAGCCCGUCGAGCCUAGCCUAUAUCCUCUUUACCAGCGGCACAACGGGCGUCCCCAAGGGCGUGGCUGUCGAGCACCGUGCAGUAGCCUCGAGCAUAACCUGCCGCUCCUGUCCCGAUGCCAUGAACAUGACCUCGUCAUCCCGAGUCCUGCAGUUCUCAUCAUACUGCUUCGACGCCUUCAUCGACGAAGUAUUCAUGACACUCACGCGCGGUGCGUGCAUCUGCGUCCCUCAUACGGACGAGCUCCUCGGGGGUCUGGCCGAUGCCAUUGACCGCUACAAGAUAACCUGGUCCAUGAUCACACCCUCCGUAGCCCGCGUUCUCAACCCCAAGCGCACGCCGACGCUCCAGACGCUGAUACUGAUCGGCGAGGCCGCCGUGACAGCCGACAUCGAGCAGUGGCGAGGUCAUGUGCCGCAGCUGCGCAACGGAUACGGCCCCACCGAGACCUGCGUUAUCUGCGUCGUGGGAGACUACUUCUCGGAGAGGCGCUACACCGCUGGCACGUCGCUCCUCGGAACGCCUCGAGGCUGCCUGGCGUGGGUUGUAGACCCGACGAAUCCGAACCGCCUGACGCCUAUUGGCGCGGCCGGAGAGCUGCUUAUCGAAGGGCCAAAUCUUGGGCGUGGGUAUUGGGGAGAUGCCGCUGGGACUGCGGCGUCUUGGAUCAGUGGUCUUGACUGGCCUGGUGGCCUGGGCCAUGAACGACGACUGUACCGUACGGGAGAUCUGGUUCGCAUGCGGCCGAAUGGAUCCCUCAUUUACAUGGGUCGUAUCGGAGGAGACUCGCAGGCAAAGCUUCGCGGCCAACGCUUUGAACUGCUCGAGGUGGAGCAGAAUGUACGCCAUGUUUUACCAUCGAUACAGCAGGUGACAGCCGUGGUCUUCACGCCUUCCGAGACAGGGCUUGAAGAAAAGAGGCUUGCCGUAUUGUUCGUCAAUCAUGUCCGGUACAAGUCUACCAUCCGCGCUGAUCAAGACGUCAAUACCAAAGACGUGGCAUGGGGCGAAGUGCUCCCCGAGCAACUCCAACAGGAGCUACUCGAGGCUCGGCGCCUUUUAGAGACCAACCUGCCGUCAUAUAUGAUCCCGUCCCACUGGAUCCAUAUGCAAGAGAUGCCCCGCACCGUGUCAGGUAAAGCUGACCGGAAGACGAUGACGCGAUGGCUGCAAAGCCUCACCCCCCAACAACUCGGCUUCUUCUUGCUAGACCGAGCGUCAAGAGCACCAAGGGCUGCAGCGUCUUGCAAGGAGGAGGCACUUGUAAAGCUCUGGACUAAAGUCCUAGGAAUCAAAGAGGACGAGAUCAGCGUGGAUGCCGACUUCAUAUUCCUGGGCGGUGACUCGAUCAAAGCCAUGCGGCUAGCGGCUGCGUCUCGGUCCCAUGGCAUCACUGGUCUCUCCACCACUGCGAUACUGCAAUUCGGAACCAUCGAGGCGUUGGCGAAAGAAAUAAGGCUUCGUGGGGUCGACCGUCCGAGCGGUGAAGCCGAGGACCCUCUGCCGGCUCCGUUCUCCCUUCUCCGCUUGGUUGGGCAGUCAGCCGCAGACGCAGUCAUUGACGCCGCCAGAGCAUGCCAGGUAGCGCCGUCAGCUAUUCAAGAUUUGUACCCGGUGACCCCCUUCCAGAAGAGCCUGUUCACUGCUAGCCUGAACAGCACAAAUGCGUACCGGGGUCUGUUUGUUUACAAGCUUCGGCACGAUGUCAAUGUGCAGAGACUGCAGGACGCUUGGUCUGCUCUGGCAAGCGCCACACCGAUCAUUCGGACUCGCCUGUAUACGACACCCGCGGGAUUCUUCCAAGCAGUGGUCCAAAACGCCGUCACCUGCAACGUCGUGUCGUCAAGUCUGGAUGAUCAUCUCUUCAUGGAGCGAGAGGCGUCACGGGCUAUCACCUUUGGAUCUCCUCUAUACCGUGCUUCCAUCCUUCAGGAUGUCAGGGAGGGUUGGCUUCAGAGUUACUUCGUAUUGAAUGCGCAUCAUGCUGUGUAUGAUGCAUGGUCUCUUUCCGGCCUUACCCAUCAACUCAAAACGCUGUACAAUAACCGCCCACAGGAGCACGACCAGACCCACCCUUCCGCGAAUCAAUACGUGCGCUUUGUAGACCAUGUACUGCGCGCUGAAAGGAGUUUAGCUCAAUCUUUCUGGAGGGAGUAUCUCACAGGGGACCCGUUCACGCAGUUCCCACAUACCAAGGUCUCCCCUUCCCAGUGGUUGCCAACCACCGAUGCGACCACCGAACACGCGUUCUCCUUCCGCGGACGACACACCAGAGCGUCUGUCGCCCUGUACGCCGCAUGGAGCCAGCUCGCAGCCAUAUACGGCGGUACCGACGAUGUUGUGUUCGGCAUCGUCACCACAGGUAGAGACAUCCCGACGCUCCCUCACAGCGUGGACAUCGUGGGCCCCAUGGCGGCUACGGUGCCACUACGCAUCCACGUGCCUACGGGGCGGGACACGCCGGUGUCAGCCCUGUUUGACGAGGUGCAGAAGGCGAUCGCCGAGGUGACUCCGUACGAGCAUUGCGGGAUGAAUGAGAUCCGCAAGGCCAGCGCCGCGGCGGCGGCUGCUUGUGGCUUCCACAGCCUGCUGGUCGUGCAGGCAACAUCGACCGUAUUGGGGAAGCACGAGCGCGUUGAUGACCCGGUGGUAUCCGAACGGGACGCUGGAGCGAACAUCCACCCGUAUCCCCUGGUUCUGGAGGCGACGGUGCGUGAGAAUAUGGGCGACGUCAACGUGGUGGCGCACUACGACUCCACGCUCUUGGAUGGGGCAACAGUCCAGCGCCUGCUAGAGCAGCUAGGCCAUCUCGUCCAGGAGAUGGUAUGGCUCGCUGGAAGCUGCGGAACAUUGGGCCAGGUGGAUCUGCUCAGCCCCAGCGACAGGGCCAGCAUCUGGGGGUGGAACAGUGAGCCGAUGGUCGUGGUCCCCGUCCAGCGUCGCGUGCACGACAUCAUUGCCGAGCAGACAUUGCUCCGUCCAGACAAAACUGCCGUUUUCGCGUGGGAUAAGGAGCUCACAUAUACUGACCUAGAACGUCUGUCGUCGGCUCUAGCUGGGGUACUGUCUGGUCGUGGUGUGAAGACUGGUCAAUUUGUCCCCAUAUGCCACGAGAUGUCGGCAUGGUCAGUGGUUGCCCAGGUCGCCGUCCUGAAGGCCGGUGCUGCUUGUGUCUCCCUGGACCCGAGUUACCCAGAAGCUCGAAAUGCUGAAAUUGUGGCCCAAUGCGACGCCUCAGUCGGCAUCGUGUCCAGCACAACCGAGCCGCUGUUCUCCAAGUCUUCACUGACCCUGCUGGUUGCCGAGUUCCACUCGCAGUCACCAUCUCCGCCUCCAGCUACUAGUUUGGUUCCAGAUCAGCCUGGAGAGGUCGCCACUCCUGUCAGCCCGGCAUAUUGCGUCUUCACCAGCGGUUCGACCGGAAAGCCCAAGGGAAUCAUCAUCGAGCAUGCCGCAUUGUGCACCUCGGCACAGCACUAUGGUGCAGCGAUGCGGCUUUGCCCCACGUCUCGUGUGCUGCAAUUCGCAUCGUGCGCUUUUGACGUGAGCGUUGGUGAGACUUUGACCACCCUCAUGCAUGGCGGCACCGUUUGUGUGGCCCGCGAAGACGAUAGGCUGGCUGACCUGGCUGGAUGCAUCACACGCCUACAAGUCAACUGGCUCUAUCUGACCUCGGCGGUUGCAUCAAUGUUGCAACCGAGUGAUGUUCCGAGACUAGAGACUCUGGUUGUCGGAGGCGAAGCUGUACAUCAGCAAGUCGUCGAGACGUGGGCUGAGAGCCAUGUGACACUGAUUAACGCAUACGGCCCGGCCGAGACUACAAUCUACUGUUCCGCCCGCAUCGUCUCAACCAAGGACACCGACGCCCGUGACAUCGGUACCGCGCUGGGCUGCCGGAUGUGGAUCGGCUGGGCCCCGGGGCAAGACGACAGCAACCUUCGGCUCGCUCCUCUCGGCGCCACGGGCGAGCUUCUCAUCGAAGGCCCGAUUGUCGCCCGCGGGUAUCUCGGUCUUCCUGACUUGAACGCUACGAAGUUCGUUGGCAUGCCCUGGCUCCGGCCAGAUCGCAAGGUGUACCGGACGGGAGAUCUUGCUUCCCAGGAUGCACAGGGCCAUUUCCAUUUCCGUGGACGCCGCGACAAUGGGCUGGUCAAGAUCAAUGGGCAGCGGCUGGAUCUAGGCGAGGUCACUACCGUCCUUGCGAGCUCACGCGGUGAUAUACGACAGGCGGCGGCGGUUACCUUUCAACGUCAGGGUGUCGCGGAUUCGCCGCCGAGUCACCCGGCCGUCCGCCUGGCCGCUUUCAUCGUCUUGUCCGACACGGCCUCUGCUCUCGGGUCUGUUAACAUCACGCGCCUUUCUCCUCUUGCGAUGACCCAUGGGUUGCGGGAGCGAAUCUUGGACAUUAAGAAACAUCUUCAAACAUUGCUCCCGAAACACAUGAUCCCAUCUGUAUUUGUACCGGUGUCCGCUCUCCCGAAGACUAGGACGCUGAAGAUAGAUUUGAAGGCUAUGGCCAAGAUGAUGGAAACUAUGACCGAGGCAGACCUUCAAAGCCUCUCAUUGUCCUUGCGCGCAGACAUAUCAGAAGGUACGGCAUACAAAGCGCCUCGCAAUGCUAUGGAGUCAACAAUACUGCAACACUGGACCAAGGCCCUGGGCUUGUGUGAGAAGACCACACCCGCCGGCGUCGACGACAACUUCUUCGAACUUGGUGGCGACUCGAUCACUGCAAUGCACUUCACCUGGCUUGCACGAGGGGACGGUCUGCACCUUUCCGUGCGAGACAUUUAUGCCCACCCUUCAGUCUCCGACCUGGCCGGCCUUCUGGCCACACGAUGCCCCGAGGGGUCACCAGAACAGAAAGCAGAUGACCCCCCCCUGCCAUUUUCUCUCGUGUCUGCUGGCGAGAAGGAAGCGGUGCUCAGCGAGGUUCGCGAGCUGGGACUUGGUGCCACCGACGUGGAGGACAUUUACGCCGCCACCGUUACACAACGUGGGCUCCUUCUGGAAACAGAGACAAGCAAAGACCUGUGGGUCUCAAAGGAUGUCUUUGAGUUCGAAGCCGACGUGGAUCCCGAAAGGCUGCGAGUCGCCUGGGAGCGCCUCGUCGAGCUCAAUCCCAUCUUCCGGACCCGUAUUGUGCAUGCCGCGGCUGUGGGAGGUGUCGCCCAGGCCUACCAAGUUGUCCUACGUCCUGGGAAAGUAUGGGGGGAUGGAUCGCAGGCAGAGGAGUGUAGAUUUGGUUUUGGCCACCCGUUGUCAUAUCAACGGAUCCAGAGUAACCGAUUCGAGUGGAUCCGCCACCAUUCUCUGUAUGACGGCUGGGCCACCAACCUCGUUCUGCACCAAUUUGAACACCUAUAUAGAACCGGUGGCCCAGACAAGCGGCUGGUUCUGCCCCCUUCAUGCUACAUCCGCAUGUUGCAACGCCACGAUGCAGAAACAGCCAAGACAUUCUGGCAAACAGAGUUCAGCAACAUCAGCACAGGCGCGCUGGAGUCGUGUGCGUUCCCACGCACACUUUCCAGCAAGACUUCGGACUUGACUCCCUCGACUGCGAAUAGAUCAACGACCCGACCAGUUAUCUCACUGCCUGGCGCCGGCGCGACCGUCGCACGGCUGCCUGUCCUCGUCGAGGCGGCAUGGGCGUUGACACUCUCUGCCUACCUCAACUCAGAGGACGUAGUAUUGGGGGUCGUGCGAUCUGGCAGAACCAUGGACCCCAGCCUCGCACACAUCGUCUGCCCUACAGCGUCCUUCGUCCCGCGGCGGUUCCAGCCGAACGACGGGAAAGAGGUGUCCGCAUUCCUGGAGGAAGCGAGCGAGAAAUCCGAGGCCGCUACACCACACGAGCAUGCUGGAUUGGCUUGGCUGCAGGAGACUGUCCAGAAUCAGACCAGGAAGAAGGCGACGCUGAACCACUUGGUCGUAGUCCAGACCGAAGAGUUGAUCUCUGGGACAGCGACAGCCGGCGGGCAAACGUGCCUCGAGGCCAUCGGACUGAAGCCAGCCGUGCCCAGCGGAGGCGAUGCCGGCAGCGAGCCAGCGUCCCCGUUCCCCUUUGGCCUCGUUCUUGAACUUGUUGUCGUGAAAUCCAAGGGAUCCCGGAGCACUCAGAUCCAGCUGUUGGCCUACUACGACAACCGACAGAUAAGCGAGGUCGUGCUGCAUCGUGUGCUGUCACAUUUUGAGCAUAUCCUCACACAGCUCAUAGAGGCGCCUCGAGGUACUCUGCUCCGAGACAUCGGCAUUUGGAGCUCUCAGCUCCUGCGCGACCAGAUGCCCUUCGUCGACGCCGCGCCGCCACCGCCCCCCGUCGAGAUGUGUGUCCAUGAGCUCAUCGGCCAGCACUGGGGUCAGGACUCGCCUCAGGCACACGCUCCAGCGGUUUGUACAGCACAGAACAACACGAUCCUGACGUACAGAGACCUGGACACGUGUUCUGCUCUGCUAUGCCAUCGUCUUCUCCACGACGGGCGCUUGGUCAAGCAGCAGAGUUCGUUUGUUGGUGUUCUCUUUAACAAGUCUCCCUGGACGGUGGUAGCUAUGCUCGCCAUCUGGCGCGCGAGUGCUGCGGUGGUUCUUCUGGACGCCACCCAGCCCAGAAGUCACAUUCUGAAAAUCUUGAACAAAGCCAAUGUUGAAAUACUCCUUGUCACGCCCGAGACACGACAAAUCGUGCAAGACCACCCCGCGGUCCUGAUAGUGGACCAUGAAUCGCUAUUCACGCCCGUCCCAGAUGAGGAUGUCGUUAAUAAAGGUCCAAGAAAACCCUCAAAGUUCGGCGAUCCUUGUUACUGCAUCAUGACGAGCGGGUCAACUGGCGAGCCCAAGGGUGUCGUCGUCUCGCACAGCGGCAUCGCAGCCAGUGCCGUGCAUCACGGCCGUGCCACUGGUCUGUCCACGUCCUCUCGGGUGAUCCAGUCCUCGUCGUACUCAUUCGACGUCGCCAUCGACGAGAUAAUAUCCACCCUAGUCCACGGAGGCUGCGUCUGCGUGCCCAGGGAGGGGGACGCCCAGGCCCGCCUGGCUGAAGCAAUCAGCGAGUUGGACGCCAACGUGGUGUUACUGACCCCCGGAGUAUUGGAAACUCUCGAUCGGGCAGCUGUCCCGAGCCUAAAGACCGUGGUUGUCGGUGGCUCUUCGCUAAGCGCGUCCCUGCGCAAUGCGUGGCAGGGCCGCGUCCGCUUACUCGUUGCCUAUGGGCCUUCUGAGUGCAGCGUCACGGCAUCGAUGGACACUGACAUAAGUGGGAAGCCUCUCAAUACGAUCGGAACGCCCGUGGGAUGCAGAGCCUGGGUGCUCGGGUACACAGGCAACGAAGAUGGGGACGCCAACCAUCGACUGCGACUUGCUCCGUUAGGCAACGUCGGGGAGCUCGCAAUCGAGGGCCCCAUCCUGGCUCUAGGCUACCUUGGUGACGCAGCGCUCACGUCUGAGAAGUUCAUAUCAGCUUCUCAUAUCUCAGGAAGGUUCUGCGAGUUCACGGGCUGCCCACCCGACACGCGGCUAUAUCGAACCGGCGACUUGGUCAGGCAGGAUUCGGCUGGAUCAUUGCUUUUUGUUGGCCGGCGAGACAACCAAGUGAAGGUACGGGGGGUACGCGUGGAAGUGGAGGCUGUUCAACAGGCUAUCCUCCAGUCCCCUGCCGCCGCAAACACGGUCGGCGAUGCUGUGGUUACGGUCCCGGGCAAAGGUCAUCUGCAGGGCCGCCUUGUGGCUGUCCUGCAAUUGCGGCACGAGACAACCACAUCUACCUCUGAGCCUGCAGGCGGCAUGAUCAUCGGGGAGUCCCCAGAGUCCGAGGCUAUCAAGAGGUAUUUGUCAAAGCAACUGCCAAGUUGUCACGUCCCCGAAGUAUGGGCUUCAGUGACGCGCAUGCCUCAACUUCCGUCUUCGAAGGUGGACAGGGCCGCUAUCCGACAACAGCUUGAAGCCAUCCGACACAUCCCGCGCACCUUUACAGGUGUCAAAGCAAAGUUUAGAUCGAAGACGUCGUCACAGAAGAUACUGCGGGACCUGAUGGGCCAGAUCCUUCGGGAGGACUUGUCCUCUGCGCCCGGCGACUUGACCUUUCCACAGCUGGGUGGCAACUCGCUCUUGGCAAUGCAGCUUGUGAGACGGUGCAAAGCUGUGGGAGCCCCGCUCAGCCUUUCCCACGUCCUGGGAAACCACACCAUAGAGGAGAUGGCUCGGGAAAUGAACGAGUCGAGGGUGACCAAACUCGAGACACACCAGCAGCUAGUACAUGGAGUGCAGGCAUGGGACAUUGUUCCUCUCACGCCUGCGCAGCACAUGUUCUUUUCCAUUUACCCUUGGGGCCCGAACUAUUUCAACCAGAGCACUUACCUCAGGGUCAACAGUGCUGCCGUGGCAGUGGAGCAAUUGCAGGGGCACCUCCUUAGGCUUGUCGGCCACCAUGCGGCUCUGCGCUCGCGGUUCCUGAGACGACUCGAGCUUGAAUUCCCAGCGGCUGGUGCCUGGCAGUGGGAAUGUGCCAUCACGGACGAUGUCCCGGGCUCCCUACAUUUCCAAACUCACGUCGUUCGUGAAGGCCAAGAGGUGGACACCGUAGCUCGUAUCUCUGCCGAGACACAGCAGGUCCUGAAUAUCAGUGGUGGGCCGCUGUUUGCUGCAGCUGCGUUUGUAUUACCUGACGGAGCGCUGGACUUGCUUAUGCUGGCCCACCAUCUCGUCGUGGACGUCGUGUCGUGGGAUAUACUGCGCAGCGAUCUUGUGGUGUUGCUUUCUGGCGGCCUGCUUCCCUCAGCCACACCUCCACCUUUCGGUUCUGCGAACAAAGAGGUUGGAAAUGACUCAGAAGACGACCCAUCAUGCAUGCAAGAUGCUUACAAAUUCUGGGGCAUUGAUGAGACAGGCAGGGCUGGACGGGCAGCCACCCGCAGGCCAACAAAGUGGACCGUCAGCCUCACACCAUCGCAAACACUUGCCCUGUCGGCCAGUGUCCGUGGCAUCGACAGUCUCGAUGUGGGCGACGCCGUUGAAGCUGCGAUUGGUAGUGCCUUCUCCCAGAUGUGCCAGGCCUCAGGGCGUACUUCAAGCCCUCGCAUGGUUGUUGAGGAACAUGGACGUGGCAGCGAGCAAACCACAACGGUAGGCUGGCUCACAAGACUCCGCCAAGUCUCGUUGUCGGUCUCACAAAGUCCUGUGGUCGAGGGCAUAUGGAGAGCUCGGCACGGCCGGCUGAACAUCGCAGACCGCAAUCACGCCGCCACAAUAAAGACGGUGCCGUUUGAGAUUGUGCUGAACUACGUCGGGGACUCUUCGCUCAAUGAGGCCGAGUCCGGUCUGCUGUCUCGGUCCCCGCUCUCUGCAGCUGCGGAGAGAGUGGCGGACAUGGACCCUUCGCUUGAGUCCCUGGCCCUGGUCGAAGUAGUGGCUUCUCUUGGUGAGCCAGGCCUUGCCCUGAACGUGACAUGCGAUGGCCGGUUGAGAAACGUGGACCGCGUCCACGCGGCCAUCGAGCGCAGCCUGCGAUAUCUCUACAUGGACAUACCCGCGGCGCUGGCCUCCUCGGAAAUCCGCCAGAGCUUGCGUCUGCUGCCAGUACUCGACUCGGACGACUACGCAGUCAGCGAGCGGCGUCGCGCCCAAGUCAACAAGUUACUGGGGCUAGACCACAUUGAUCAAGUACAGGAGGUCCUUGCAUGCACUCCUGCGCAAGAGCGGAUCCUUUUAGCUCAAGCCCGCGAUCCAAGUCACUUUCACAUUCAUGCCUCGUGGAAAGUCUCGGCACUUGAUGUAGGCGGCCCACUUGCACCCAUCGAUGCAGAUAAGCUGCAAGACGCUUGCAACGAGGUUGUACGGCAUCACGCAUCAUUACGGACAAGGUUCGUGACUCUCCCGGACAUGGUGUCUCCGUUGCAGGUUGUGCUUGCAAACCCGCCGGCCGGCGGACCUCUGCGAGUCCGGGCCCUCUCGGAUGGCGCAGCACAUAUUGAGCUUCAGGUUUCCCACGCAGCCUUCGACGGGACGUCUUCCGCCACAGUUGAGCGUGAUAUCGGGCUGGCAUACCGGGGAAAGCCAUUGGACAGAAAAAAUACGAACACGCUCCGAAGAUACAUCCAACAUGUCCGUCAGUCCAACAUGGAGGCUGCGGACGCGUUCUGGGCUCAAUACCUUGCAGGCGCCCAGCCUCGCUGUCUGCCUCGGAUGGGUCUGGUGCCGCACAAAAGCGAGCCCGAAUUUGGCUUCUUCGACAGCAGACUGAGCGCCCAGUUUCAAGGGUCCCUCGGUCCCUGGUGUCGCCGGUUCAAGGCGACAGCUCCGGCGGCUAUUCACGUCGCAUGGGCCCUGACACUACGCGCCUACACAGGCUUCGAAGACGUCAGCUUCGGUUGGGUUGCCGGUGGUCGCGACGCGCCUGUCACUGGGAUCGAGGACGCCGUGGGCAUGUUCGGAAGCCUGCUGGUGUGUCGGGUAACCAUGGGCUCCGGGCACAGACUCACAGACGUGGUUACUGCCACGGUUCAGGACAUGUUCUUGGCUUUGGAGCACCAGAUCGGCUCGCCCAGGUUGAAUCACCAGGGCCAGCCGCUAUUUGAUACUAUUCUGAGUGUGCAGACUGCUGCCUCAAAUCCUGCCGAUGAGGCCCUUAAGUUCCAAGAGCAGGACGGUGUUGAUCGCACCGAAUACGCUCUCGUGCUCAACGCCAGGGUCGCUUCCGAGACCGAGUUCCGCCUUACGUACAACUCGCACAAGAUUCCAGACUCGGUAGCACAAGCCAUGCUUUCUGCAUUCGAGAAGGCCAUGGGCUGUGUCUUGGCCAUGACCGGGGAUUCCGGGGAGACUGUAGCCACAACAGACCUCUGCUCCCCACUUCAUUGUCAACUGGCUCAAGCGUUUAACUCUCAGUCGGAAUUGUUCCUAAAUGGCUAUGUGGGAACUCAACCUGCGCAUACGAUCCCGUCCCUGUUCUCCAGGCAGGUUGAGAUACGUCCUGAUGCUGUUGCUGUUGAGAGUUGGGACGCCCGCUACACCUACGCCGAGCUUGAUCGCGCGUCCGUAGGCCUGGCCCGUCAUUUAUUCCACCUCGGACUGCGACGAGGCCAGAUCGUGCCUGUCCUCUGUGACAAGUCGGCCGCAGUCAUUGUGAGCUUACUUGCCAUCCUGCGUGUGGGCGCCUCGUGCGCCUUUCUAUCGCCAAGCGACGGCACGCAUAGACUGAGAGAUAUUGCUGUGGAUCAAAUCGGCGCCCAAGUAGUUCUGGCCAGCCCAAACCACACUGAUAAGGCUCGGGUACUCGGGUGCGAUAAUGUGGUGGUGGUUGAUUCGAAGUUGGUGCUUGAGCACGACUUCGCACCGAACGUCCGCACACAUUGCUCCAUGGACAAAAGCAUGCCCGAGGACGUGGCUUUCGUGGUGUUCACCUCCGGCUCCACGGGACGACCAAAGGGCGUCAUGUUGCCGCACUCAGCACUUUGCUUUAGCGUCCUGAAAUAUGGCCCUCAGCUCGGCAUUUCCGAACAUUCCCGCAUCUUCCAAUUCUCAGCAUACACCUUCGACGUCGGCAUCGGAGACAUGGCAGCUUCUCUCAUCCAUGGCGCCACACUUUGCGUUCCACACGAGCACGAAAGGACGAGUGAUUUGAACGGCGCGAUCGAGCGAUCCAAGUCAAACUGCCUGUUCAUCACGCCCUCCGUGGCCGCACUCCUCGAGCGCGAGCGGUGCAGCAGCCUUCGGAUCCUCGUCCUCAUCGGCGAACUGCCGAAGGCGGAGUCCUACCACACAUGGCGGGGCCGCGUGAGGCUCUUCAACGCGUGGGGUCCUGCUGAGUGUGCCGUGUUGAGCACCAUGCACGAGAUCAAGUCAGAAAUCGAUCCGCCGAGCCUGAUUGGGCGACCUGCGAAUUGUCGAAUCUGGCUCGUCCAUCCCUCUGACCCUUCUCGCCUUGUGCCCAGCGGAUGCAUAGGCGAGAUCCUAGUCGAAGGACCCAAUGUCGCAUAUGGUUACCUGGGCGACAUGAAGCGGGCGACGCAUGCUUUUCUCUCCCCCGACCAGGCACCCAGUGCUCUGCAGCCGCUGCCACCCGGCGUCAGGCUCUACUUGACGGGUGAUUUGGCGAGGUGCGUGCCGCAACGUCAAGGCCUGCUGUUCUUCGAGGCGCGCAAGGACUUGCAGGUCAAGCUCCGUGGGCAGCGGAUCGAGCUUGGCGAGAUUGAGUCGCACUUCUGCCAGCGGGCGCAAGAGGCACUGAGAAGUCUCGGGUUGGGCUUCCAUCGUCUUCUUGGUGCAGUGGACAUAUUCACGCAGCGCACAGGUGACAGAGCCCUCGUGGCGUUCCUGCAUGUGAUUCCAGCAAGUGAGACUGGUAGGUCCGGCGAGGGCGAGCAGCCUGUGCUCUGUGAGCUGUCGUCCUUUUUUGGCGUACAAGUGGACGAGCUUGGGUUUUAUGCGCGGCUCCAAGAGCAACUGCGGCAGGACCUUGCUGCGUACAUGGUCCCAUCGGCCUUCCUCACCCUCAGUGCUCUCCCAAGAACUACAUCUGGCAAGUUGGAUCGCACAGCGCUACGUGCACUUGCGCAGACACAUGGUGUUGAGCACUCGUCGUCCACCAGGACUCGGAGUCUUGCCCGGCCCGCGACCGGUAACAUGGUGACCUGUCCACGGCAACAACACCUUCGGACCUUGUGGUCUAAAGUCCUUCGGCUUGACGAAUGUGUCAUUGGCCUCGAGAGCAACUUCUUCCAACUUGGUGGAGAUAGCAUCUCAGCCAUACGCCUUGCCGCGGCCGUAAGACGCACUCAAGGACUGAGCCUGUCUGUUCUGAGCAUUAUGAAUUUUCCUGUGUUCGAACGGAUGGCGGCGCAGAUGCAGCAGGAGAGGGAUUCUGUCGUUGAAGGAGGGCCCUCCAAACCCGAGACCACGCUUGUGAACGGGCAUGUCUCGGUCGGCUGCGACAAGUACCAGUUCCCGGCCACGAAUACACAGGGUGCCAUGGUCCGCUUCAAUAUGGCACCCGGACGAGGGUUCAUGAACUACUUCAGUCUUCGCCUGGGACCCCGGACGACCAAGGCCGCGGUUGAUUCUGCUUGCCACGCCGUCCUUGCCCAUCAUGCCGUGCUGCGGUCAUGCUUUGAGCAGCAAGGAGGAUCAAUCAUCCAGCGCGUACUGCCCGAGGCAGGCGUGGCGGCCAUCGAGCAUCAUCGGUGCACAGAAACGGACGACCUGGAUGUCACAGCUGGGCUUAUCAUCAAAUCAGAUCGUGGCGCACCGUUGAAAUGGGGGGACUGCCUGACGCGUGUGUUUAUCCUCCGACAAGAUCGCACGGGUGCUUCGAGAGUCAUCUUCCGGCUGUCCCAUGCUCUAUACGAUGGCAUGUGUCUGCCUGGCCUGUGGCAGAAUUUCGCGAAGGCGUAUGAUGGGCAAAGCCUCGGACCCGAGGAUGCGCUCUUUCGAGAUUUCGCAAAGGCCGCGGCCGUUGUGUCAGACGAUGCGGUGAGAUUCUGGACGGACUUGUUGCGAAACUCAAAGAUAACUUCGGUGACAACUCGGUCACGCUCGGGGUUCACAGACAACCUCAUGACAGGCCGCGCGACCCGCGCCAUCCCUUCUGCGCACUUUUCCCUUUUCUCCGUGACACCGGCGUCGGUCUUCAAGGCCGCUUGGGCUGUGGUCCUGGCAGUUUUGUCCAACUCGGAUGACAUUGUCUUUGGACACGUCGUCUCCGGCCGAGAGACACUGGCACCAUCCAUGCUCAAGUCGUUCGGCGCAUUCCUGAACUUGAUACCAGUCCGCGCUUGCCCGGAGUCAUCGCAAAUGUCUGCCGCACAGCUUGUUCACGACAUUCACAGUCAACACGUGGCCACGUUGCCGCAUAACACCGUGGGCCUUCAGCAGCUCGUGCAGUUAGGCUGUGUAGACUGGCCGACAGACGUCCGGUUCUCGUCCGUUGUACAGUACCAGAACCUGCCGAGCGACUCUUUAGUUUCGCUCGAGUCUGGGCCUCUGGCUGCCGCGGAUAUUCGGGUGGACGGCAGCACAGGAGCUUAUGCCGAUCUUUGGGCCACAGCGACGCCAGUUGGGGAGUCGACGAACGUAGAAGUAGUUUUCGAUCAGCUUGUCGUACCCCCAGAGGUUGUGAACAACUUGCUUGAUGCUGUGCGCAUGGUGUUGGGCAGUAUGCAUGCUGAUAACGCAGCUACGGUUGCGACCUUGUGUAGCGUGGCAAAGGAUUGUUUAACCCAGAGUUAA